UUUAAAGAGGCUGUUAAGGGUCUUGAAUUCGCAACCCCACAUGGUUCUGUUGCUGCUGGUCUUGAUGAUUUGGGUAAAGAUGGUAUGAUGGAGGAUUGGGUUAAACAGUUUGAAGAAAUUGCUGGCUCUCAGGAUAUGGAAUCUAUUGUGGAGACCAUGAUGCAACAGCUUCUAUCCAAGGAGAUACUUGCUGAACCAAUGAAGGAAAUCGGAGAAAGGUAUCCUAAGUGGUUGGAAGAUCAUAAAGCCAACUUAAGCCAAGAAGAAUAUGACCAAUAUUCACAGCAAUAUGAGCUGAUUCGGAAUCUUAACGAAGUUUAUGAAAAAGAUUCGGGAAACUUCACCAAGAUUGUUGAGCUCAUGCAGAAAAUGCAAGAUUGUGGACAACCUCCAAAUGAUAUUGUCCAGGAGCUUUCUCCCGAAUAUGACUUAGCCAGUCUAAGCCAGUUAUCUCAAGAAAUGCCUGAUGGUUCUCAGCCAAAUUGUUCUAUAAUGUGAUGUUGUUUCCUCCCUCUUAUCACGCCGUAGCUGCUGGUUUGCAGAAUUUCAGGAAAAUUUAUUUUUCGCUUGUCAGAAUAAUAUAGUUUCAUGUUUUUUUUUCUGCUUACGGUAAGGUUACAGGUUCUCACUUUUUAUAGCCUCUGUUCAAGAUUGUAUAUCAUCCAAG
Molecule: messenger RNA, 667 nt
Organism: Vicia villosa (hairy vetch)
Lineage: Eukaryota; Viridiplantae; Streptophyta; Magnoliopsida; Fabales; Fabaceae
Product: peroxisome biogenesis protein 19-2-like
Exons: 3
Biological process (GO): protein import into peroxisome membrane
Cellular component (GO): peroxisomal membrane; peroxisome
Source: RefSeq, a predicted model, not a curated record